Molecule: messenger RNA, 1209 nt
Organism: Saxophila tyrrhenica
Lineage: Eukaryota; Fungi; Ascomycota; Dothideomycetes; Mycosphaerellales; Extremaceae
Exons: 1
Coding region: 1-1209 (402 amino acids)
Source: RefSeq, a predicted model, not a curated record
AUGAGGCUAGUGUAUUUGGCCGCCCUUGUGGGCACGUACUUGAGCGUGUCAGCUGAAGAGGAACACUCGUUUGCAAGGGAGCGCCUAGAAGGCGACGCCUUCAAUGUUAUUAGUAGGGUGAAAGAUGGGUCACUGCGAGCAGCCCGCCCCGUGGAGAAGGCCCCCUUCCAUCCAAGGAUCGGUGUUGUUGGGCAUCGCAUGCACAGCAAGCAGAUACAACACGCUCCGUUGGAACCAUUUGGAAAGCACCAGGACGAAAUCCAACGGCAUCCAGAGUCGAAACAUCCGCAUCACGAAGAGGCCAACAGACACUCCGCAGAGCAUAAAGCGGGGGCAGCGCACAAGCAACAUGGCGAUGCUGAUCGACGUCCAGCGGACCAUAAGGCGACCGACCGGAAGCCAGCAGAACCGCAUCAUGCUGAGGAGCACCCGGUCGAGCACAAGCCAAAAGCUGAAGCACAUCAGGCCAACGCCGGUAAGCGGCCAGCAGAGCACCAUGCGCCAGGCGCAAACCCAAAGCCGCAUCACGAACACCCUUCAGAACAUGAGCCACAGAACUCUAAAGGCAAGGCCAAGGCGAAAGCAGCAGCACAAGCAGCCAGGGCGAAAGCUGAAGCUGCGAAGCACAAAGCUGAAGUAACGAAGCAAAAGGCUCAAGCAGCAAAGCACAAGGCCCAAGAAGCCCACCACGCGGCCGAGCAUGCGCAUGCAAACCAUCAAAAGCCCAAGCCUCACGUCGCGCCCAACGAUGCGCAUGAGGACGCCCACCAGCCCGCCAAGGUCCACUACCCGGCGAAUGCCCACCUAGGAGACGCCGUUCACCGGAUGCCAGCUGCCGCCGCAAUGGCACUCGAUGGCUCGCCUGCUGAGGAUCCAACCCAGCCCACACAUGUUCACUUCGACGUCCGACCCGUCGAAACUUCAUCCUGCCCAGCUACAAUCACGACCACCAUCACCCUCGCACCGGGCACGACUACGAUCACUGUUACACCGACCAGAACCACAACGACUACGACGACAACAUCGAGCUCGACAGCAAGAUCAAUGGCUAUUACGAGCACGCCGGCUACCUACACGACUUCGGCGCAUCCGUCAGCAUGUACCGGCACGAGUGCAGCAUGUCCUUGCGCGAGCGGGUAUGCCUGUCUUUUGGUGGGAGACUGCGAGUGGGAGUGUAUUGCUACUGCGAGCGCGACGCCGACGUCGUAA